AUGAUGGGGCGGUGUAGCUCAGGCAUAUGCGGAGCCCUGGCUCUCCUGGCACUCCUGCUCCCCUUGCGGCAGAGGGGCUGCUGGGGGCUGACUCCCGGCUCUGGGGACCUGGAGAAGUCCCCAGCCUCUGAUCCAGACCCCUGGGAGGUCCUGCACAGGAACAAACGCAGCUGGGUGUGGAACCAGUUCUUCGUAUUGGAGGAGUUCACAGGGAACGAGCCGCUCUACGUUGGCAAGCUGCACUCGGACGUGGACAAAGGAGACAGCAAAGUGAAGUACGUGUUAUCCGGCGAGGGAGCCGCCUCCAUCUUCACCAUCGACGAGAACACGGGAGACAUCCACGCCACGAAGCGUCUGGAUCGGGAGGCCCAGGCCUACUACACCCUCCAGGCUCAGGCUGUGGACAGAAACACCAACUUACCCGUGGAGCCGAGGUCGGAGUUCGUGGUCAAGGUCCAGGACAUCAACGACAACGAGCCCAAGUUCCUGGACGGGCCGUACUUGGCAGGAGUACCUGAGAUGUCUCCCUUAGGAACCAUGGUGGUGCAAGUGGCAGCCACGGAUGCAGAUGACCCGACGUACGGGAACAGCGCCAGGGUGGUGUACAGCAUCGUGCACGGACAGCCCUACUUCUCCGUGGAGCCCAAAACAGGGGUCAUCAGAACAGCUCUGCCCAACAUGGACCGGGAGACGAGGGACCAGUACGUGCUGGUCAUCCAGGCCAAAGACAUGGUGGGCCAGAUGGGAGGCCUCUCCGGCACCACCUCUGUCACCGUCACGCUCACAGACGUCAACGACAACCCGCCUCGCUUCACUCACAAGAGCUAUCAGUACACGGUGCCGGAGUCCCUGCCGGUGAGAUCGAGGAUCAAGGCGGCGGACGCGGACAUUGGCUCCAACGCGGAGAUGGACUACCGGAUCAUGGACGGGGACGGGCCUGGAACCUUCAACAUCACAACAGACGAUGCCACACAGGACGGGGUGAUCGUCCUGCUGAAGCCUCUGGACUACGAAACAAAGAGCAGCUUCUCCCUGAGAGUCGAGGCCACGAACAGGAACAUUGACUCCAACUUCUUGACCUCGGGCCCGUUCAGCGACACCACGUCGGUCAAGGUGACGGUGGAGGACGUGAACGAGCCGCCCGUCUUCUCCUCGCCGCUCAGCAGGAUGGUCAUCUCGGAGGACGCCAAGGUGGGCACCUCAAUCGGGAGGGUCUCCGCCCACGACCCGGACACCUCCAACAGCGCCAUCAGGUACUCCAUCGACAGGAACACGGACCUGGAGCGCUUCUUUAACGUGGACGCCCUGAGUGGGAUCAUCAGCACGGCCAAGCCCCUGGACCGCGAGGCCAACUCGGUCCACAACCUCACCAUCUUCGCCAUCGAGAGCCAGGACCCGACCCAAAUUGGAAAAGGCCUCACUCUCAUCACCGUCAUGGACAUAAACGACAACGCACCGGUCUUUGCCAUCGACUAUGAAACCCUCCUGUGUGAGAACGCCAUGCCAGGACAGGUGAUCCAGACCAUCAGCGCGGUGGAUAAGGACGAACCUCUGAGCGGACACCGAUUCUACUUCGCCCUCGCUGCACCUGUUGCCGGAAACCUCAACUUCACCCUGCGAGAUAACAAAGACAACACGGCGUCCAUCCUGACGAAGCGCGGCGGCUUCAGGAGACGGGAGCAGGCCGUGUACCGGCUGCCGGUGCUCAUCGUGGACAGCGGCAGCCCCGCCCUCAGCAGCACCAACACGCUCUCGGUGCGGGUGUGCGACUGCGACUCGGACGGCGUGGCCCUGUCCUGUGGAGCCGUGGCGUACACGGCCACCGGCCUGAGCACCGGCGCCCUCCUGGCUAUCUUAGGCUGCAUCAUCACGCUGCUGGUCAUGGUCCUGCUCAUUGUGACGAUGCGUCGGAGGAAGAAGGAGCCUCUGAUCCUGGAGGAGGAGCGGGACAUCCGGGAGAACAUCGUCCGCUACGACGACGAGGGCGGCGGCGAGGAGGACACGGAGGCCUUCGACAUGGUGACCCUGCGCAACCUCAACGUCAUCAGAGACCCCACCCUGCGGAGGGACGUCACGCCGGACACGCCCACCUUCUUCCAUUACUCCUCAGCCUCUCGCCCGUCCUAUAAGUCCCUGCCAGACAAUGUGGUGUUCCGGGAGUUUAUCUGGGAGCGGCUGAAGGACGCGGACGUGGACCCGUCGGCCCCCCCGUACGACUCCCUGCAGACGUACGCGUUCGAGGGCAGCGGCUCGGUAGCGGAGUCACUGAGCUCACUGGAGUCGCUAAGUACAGACUCAGACCAGAACUAUGACUAUCUGAGCAACUGGGGGCCGCGCUUCAAGAAGCUGGCCGACCUGUACGGCAACAGCGACGGCACCAGUGUCUUCUCAUAG
Molecule: messenger RNA, 2394 nt
Organism: Pleuronectes platessa (European plaice)
Lineage: Eukaryota; Metazoa; Chordata; Actinopteri; Pleuronectiformes; Pleuronectidae
Gene: cdh7a
Product: cadherin 7a
Exons: 11
Coding region: 1-2394 (797 amino acids)
Biological process (GO): adherens junction organization; homophilic cell-cell adhesion; multicellular organism development
Cellular component (GO): catenin complex; adherens junction; plasma membrane
Molecular function (GO): calcium ion binding; cadherin binding
Source: RefSeq, a predicted model, not a curated record